AUGCCUGAACCACAGCAGUCACAAUUAAAGCAUGAUAAAAAAUCACUUUAUUCAUGUCUUUUUGUUAAUAAAACUUGGUGUGAAACAGUGGUACCUAUUUUAUGGGAAAAUCCUGGUCAAUAUCACAGUUAUAGCAGUUCAAUGAAUAAAUUAUUUAAGACAAUAAUUUUACAUUUAUCGGAAGAAUCAAGAGAUAAUUUAGGAAUUGAUAUUAAUAGUAUCACAGAAACAUAUCAACGUCCUUUAUUUAAUUACAUUGAUUACUGGAAGUUUUUAGAUAUAUCUUUUAUAGAAGAUUUAAUUUUUGGAAGAAGAAUUAUUAAAAAUUCCAGCGCGUCUGUUACAAAAAAUGAAAUAUUAAAGUUAUUUAUUAAUAAAAAUAGAAAUACAAAAUUUAAUCAUCUUUUUAUCCAAGAUAAAUAUAAAAAAUAUUAUGAUUAUCAAUUACAUCAUAUUUCAGGGGCCGAACAUUGCUUUUCAAAUCUUGAAUCCUUUUACUGCCAAGGUGAUGUUGAUCAAAAUGUUAUGAAAACUCAUCGAGCUCCAUCUAAAAGUUUAGUAAAUUUAAUUGAAAGCACAAAAGGGCAUCUUACUGUAAUUGAUAUAACUUAUAAUGGUAUUGAUAAUGAAAGGCUUAUUCAAGCAAUAUAUCAAAAUUGUCCAAAUCUUAGAUAUCUUAAAAUAUCAUUAAUGAAUAAUACUAAUUCACUUAUUUCAGAAUUUGAAAAUUUAUUAAUUAAUUGUAAAUUAUUAAUUGAAUUAAUUAUUGAAAUAUAUGAUAGAUAUAUUAAUUUAUUUAGUUGGGAUAAAUUGUUUAUUAUAUUAGCUAAGUCAGCACCAAUUGGUUUAUUUAAAUUUAAGUUUCAUUCCAAGAGAUUUGAAUUGGAAGAUUUUAAAUUAUUUUUUGACAAUUGGAAAAAUAGGAAUCCUAUACUGUUAACAAUAGGAUACAAUCCUUUUUCUAUUAACCUGAAAGAAUAUCAUCAAUUAAUAGAUUUAUUUGAAAAAUAUAAAGUGAAGGAGAUAAUUAAAAAAUACUUCAUUAGUUGUCUUUGAAUGGAAUUAAAAAAAAAUUCUUGAUUUAGAUU
Rhizophagus irregularis DAOM 181602=DAOM 197198 is the source of this 1088-nucleotide messenger RNA. NCBI's taxonomy places the organism in Eukaryota, Fungi, Glomeromycota, Glomeromycetes, Glomerales, Glomeraceae. The record is from RefSeq and is a predicted model, not a curated record.